Molecule: messenger RNA, 4591 nt
Organism: Poecile atricapillus (Black-capped chickadee)
Lineage: Eukaryota; Metazoa; Chordata; Aves; Passeriformes; Paridae
Gene: BABAM2
Product: BRISC and BRCA1 A complex member 2
Exons: 12
Coding region: 165-1316 (383 amino acids)
Biological process (GO): double-strand break repair
Cellular component (GO): BRCA1-A complex; BRISC complex
Source: RefSeq, a predicted model, not a curated record
UGGGCCAGUGAAGACCCCACCGGCCCGGGUGGGAGCGGCGGCGGCGGCGCGGGGGGAGCGGAGGCGCGCACGGCGCGCGGCGGGGCGGGGGCGCGCACGCCGUUGCCAAGCGGCGAAUUCGGGCCGCCGUAGCUCAAGCCAAAAGGAAGGAGAAACAUACUAAAAUGUCACCUGAAGUGGCCUUGAACAGAAUUUCUCCAGCACUUUCGCCCUUCAUUUCCAGUGUGGUCAGAAAUGGAAAAGUAGGACUAGAUGCUACUAAUUGUUUACGGAUUACAGACUUGAAGUCUGGCUGUACAUCAUUGACCCCAGGACCCAGCUGUGAUCGUUUUAAGCUACAUAUCCCUUAUGCGGGAGAAACACUCAAAUGGGAUAUUAUUUUUAAUGCUCACUAUCCUGACCUGCCACCAGAUUUUAUCUUUGGAGAGGAUGCUGAGUUUUUGCCAGAUCCUUCUGCCUUGCAUAAUUUAGCUUCCUGGAAUCCUUCAAACCCUGAAUGCCUUCUGCUUGUUGUGAAAGAGCUUGUGCAGCAGUAUCACCAAUUUCAGUGCAGCCGAUUACGGGAGAGCUCUCGUCUCAUGUUUGAGUAUCAGACUUUACUCGAAGAGCCCCAGUAUGGAGAAAAUAUGGAAAUCUAUGCUGGCAAAAAAAACAACUGGACUGGAGAAUUCUCAGCUCGCUUCCUCUUGAAGUUGCCUGUUGAUUUCAGCAAUAUCCCUACAUACCUUCUCAAGGAUGUGAAUGAAGACCCUGGAGAAGAUGUUGCACUUCUCUCCGUUAGUUUUGAGGACACAGAAGCUACUCAGGUUUUUCCUAAGCUGUACCUCUCCCCACGUAUUGAACAUGCCCUUGGAGGGUCAUCUGCCCUUCACAUCCCAGUCUUUCCUGGUGGAGGUUGUCUCAUCGACUAUGUACCCCAAGUAUGCCAGCUGCUAACAAACAAGGUACAAUAUGUUAUUCAGGGAUACCAUAAGAGAAGAGAGUACAUUGCAGCUUUCCUGAGUCACUUUGGAACUGGUGUAGUGGAAUAUGAUGCAGAAGGAUUCACAAAGCUUACUCUGUUGCUGAUGUGGAAAGAUUUUUGCUUCCUUGUUCACAUUGACCUACCCCUGUACUUUCCUCGAGAUCAACCAACCCUAACAUUUCAGUCCGUCUACCACUUCACUAACAGUGGCCAGCUGUACUCCCAGGCCCAGAAGAAUUACCCAUACAGCCCCCGAUGGGAUGGCAAUGAAAUGGCCAAGAGAGCAAAGACAUAUUUCAAGACAUUUGUCCCUCAGUUCCAGGAGGCAGCAUUUGCUAAUGGGAAGCUUUAGACAGCUUUGGGCAUGGAAACUAUACUGGACAGAUCCUUCAGUCUGCACAUAUCAGCCCAGAAGAAGAAUGCUUGGAAAUGGGUUGGACUGUCUUGAAUAGGUGCUUUCUUGCCUCUGAACUGGUUUUGGUAGCUUCAGUUUUUGAAACAAAGACCUCACUAGCAUGCUUAGAACUAAAUAUUUAGUAUUAGUCCUGCCCUUUUGCCUCUGCCACCACCAUAUAUAUAUAUCACCAUCACUAUCUAUCGCUUUAUAUAUCUAUUAGAUUAAAUUUAAAAGGGUGUGUAUUGAUAUGUUAACACUUUCUUGUGCCAACAAUGUCCUGUAUGUUAUGCCUUGUUUCCUUGUCUUCAGAUGGUCUAAAAGGGAUUGUUUUUCCCCAUGGAAAUACAAUGUUAUGUGUAUAUUUAGUUAACAUUUUCAGCUUAUCCUAAGAAAACAUAAAACUGCCGUAUGUACCAGGAAUGCCUAAUGGAUGUACAGUGCCAUGUUCUGCCUUGGAGGUUUCUGUCUCACUGUGGUUGUUACUCUCACAGGUGUGGAUAUGAGUUGCACACUUCAAUUCCGAGUGCCUUUCCAGUUGGUCUGAAGUUAAUAUGGCAGGGUGCUAGAGGUUUGGUGGUUUUUCUAAUACUUCUGUUGAAAGCUCAUAUUAUGUGAAAUGUUAGGCUUUUAUGGUUUGUUUUUAUCUCCAGUUGUACAAUUUUGGUGUUUUCCUAAUGAGUGCCCCUUGCAAUUACAAAAAAGUUCUACUUCUUUAGUACCAACAUGCAAGUAACUAGUAACUAAACCAGAAUAACAAAAUAAAGCUCUUUCAUAAACCUGUAAUUUUUCCAAAUAAGAUAAAUGCUGCUAAGAAGCAAACUCUCAACAAAGGGAUGAAUGAUGUCUUGGAAAAUAACUGAUGAAAUAAGGUAGGGCUAUAGGUAUUUAGCUUAAUGUUUAAGUUCAGCACAUCUUCUCAGAAAAUACUUUCAAGUGUAUAUAACUGGAAACAUUAUCUCGGCUAAUUCUGAAAUGCCAAAUGCAAAAUCCCACCUAUUCAUCCUUCCUUUCCUGCUUGUGUCAGGCACACCAGUUGGGAUUAAUGUUCACAAUGUCACUUCCCCAAUUAAUUUUUGAAUAGACUAAGGUACUUUCCAGUAAGGAAUAAAAUUAACAGAGUAUGUUGCUUAUAAAUGGUAUCUGGAAAGUGUGCUCUACUUCUGCUAAAUACAAGGAACUAAAUGAAUAAUACACAGAUGAUACAGUGGAACUGGAAAAUAUUUAAUUUUAAAUUAUUCACUACAGCAUCACAUGCAAGGAAGUCUCGUAAACUUGAUUGGCAGUAUUCUCCUACCCUUUCUAACUUAUUUUGCAUGAAAAAUACUGCUUUUCAGGGUUUAUGUUCACCUAUGGAAAUACAGAUGGGUUUUGAGUAGUGGAGCUUAAUAAUUCACCUCUAGAAACUACAAGUAUUUUAGCUAGUUUGUAGGCAAAAUUUAAUUUAUGUUUAAUACUGAAAUUCUUGGCUGAAAAUUAAGCUGCAAACAAAAUCAGAAGCUUUAUUGUAAGCCUGCAGAGAAGGCGUAUUCUAUCCUGUGACCCAGCCCUUUGUGAUUCUCUGUGCAUUACCUAAGAUCUGUCAACAGUUUCAAAGGUCUGAGCCUGAAUUCCCUCUGUGGAGGUAUUGCAUGAGGCUUUUGCAUGCUUAAAGCAGAUGUGGAAGGUAAUGGUUUUAUGUGGAUAGUAAAAUCAUAACUGAACAACAUCAAGUGACUAAGAACAAAAUAUUGUUUAGUAUACCGGAAUGAUCUCACUUCUACAUUUCUUCAGGUAAAAGCCAAAGCCACAGACACAUAUUCAAGAAUAAGCCGACCUUGUGAAUGGGGUAGGAGAAGGAGGGUGGCUAAUGAAAAACAUUUGUUCUCAUAGUGUUCAAAAUCUGAUAGAAACAAUCUCUAGCCAUCUUCAAAAAGUAUAAACCAAACCCUUAAAUUGCAUCAGUACAUUCCUGGAAUCUUAAAUUUUAUAACUUUGUCUUUGAUUCAGUGUUGUACUGAAUCAAAGUUCACCAGUUGCACCAGGAACACAAUGCUUUAUAUACCUGAUUGCCCAAGUGGCACCAGUUAUUUUUAUUUUUUUUUUAUCUUUUCAGAAGUUAUCAUAAUUUAAAGGAUAGCAAUUGCAAAAUAGUUUGAAAAGAGGUCCAGUCUUCAGAAUUUAGAUUUAUUCUCAACCAAAAAUGCAGCCUUCACCUCAGUCCUAGUAAUUCUGAACAAUGAACUGCUUUAUUAUUAAAUAAUUUUAGAAGCCAUGUAAGAAAAUAUUUUGAGGGUACUAAAAGCCUAAACCAGCAAUUAAUUGUAUUGAAUUCAGUAGUUUCACCAAUUUUUCACUAACAUACGUAGAAACAAAUUAAUAGUUUCAGUCCAAUUUUAACAUCAUGGUACAAUUGGUAAUAUUUUGAAGAAAAAAAAAGAUAGAAAAUAUGAAAAACUGUACUGUUUGUGUUUAAGAUAAGAAUAUAAAUUUUCAGAUUAGAAGAAAAGGCAUUUUUGUUACACUUAAUGAACAUUUUCUUUAUUUCAAAGUCACCCUUCACUGUUUGACCUACAUGGUAUUUUAUGGAUCCCUUUCUAAUAGUUCUCAGAAGUAUUGGGAGUGUUAGCUCUCCAGAUGGGGCAUUGAGAUGAGAAACACUGAAAUUAAUGGAUGCCUCUCUCCAGGAGAUUUACCAUAUAAGUACUAUACCAGAAGAGGGUUUGUUUGAAUAAUUUUAUAUCAAACCAAGUAUCCAUUGAAGGCAUUUAAGUUAGCCACAAAAGUUGGGAUCGGAUGAGUUGGAGUUAUUUCUGUUAUCUCCUGUUUUACUAUAAUUUCCACUGUGACCAUUUUAACAGCACCAAGACUCAGCACUUCCUUCCCUAUUAUGUGAUAUAUGCAAUUGAAGGGAGCAGUCAGACCUAGGCGAUUUUUCUUGGCUUAUAAGAACCACAAAACGUAGGAGAAAAAUAGCAAUAUUGCAAACAUAUCAAAAAGCCUAAACUCUACACUGUCCUAGUUUGACUGAAAGAAUGCAGUAAGUCUUGAGUUACUAAGCCCUGCUAAUGCAUGGUUUUCCUAAGGUCCUUAAAUCACAAACUUAAGAGUCAAGCCUUCAUUCAUCUGCAUACAUAAUCUACUGUCCUAGAAGUAAUACCAAAUCUUAUGGAUUCAAAGUCAGAUUUUUUAUGAACUUGCUGGAAAGACUGGACAAACAGCUGGAAGAAUAAAUAAAAAGUAACUAUACCAUA